AAACAGCUCACGGGCAACGAGGAUUAUUUAUCACCUAGCGGCUGCCUGCCAGCCAGCCGCCUUUCGAAACCGAGCACGAGGGAGCAGACGCGGUCUCUGGAACCUUGGUUUGAGCGAGCGAGUUGGGGAUUUCUGUGACGAGGAGGAGGAGGAGGGGGAUGGCAAUGGUGGCGGCGGCGGCGGAGGGGAGCGGGCGGAGGGACGCCGAGGCGGAGCUCAACCUGCCGCCGGGGUUCCGGUUCCACCCAACCGACGAGGAGCUCGUGGUGUACUACCUCUGCAGGAAGGUGGCGCGGCAGCAGCUGCCCGUGCCCAUCAUCGCCGAGGUCGACCUUUACAAGUUCGAUCCGUGGGAUCUGCCCGAGAAGGCGCUGUUCGGCCGCAAGGAGUGGUACUUCUUCACGCCGCGGGACCGCAAGUACCCAAACGGCUCGCGCCCCAACCGCGCCGCCGGGAGGGGGUACUGGAAGGCGACGGGGGCGGACAAGCCGAUCGCGCCCAAGGGCAGCGGCAGGGCGGCGGGGAUCAAGAAGGCGCUCGUGUUCUACUCCGGCAAGGCGCCCAGGGGCAUCAAGACGGACUGGAUCAUGCACGAGUACCGCCUCGCCGACGCGGACCGCGCACCGGGCAAGAAGGGCUCGCAGAAGUUGGAUGAGUGGGUGCUGUGCCGGCUGUACAACAAGAAGAACAACUGGGAGAAGGUGAAGGUGGAGCCGGAGCCGGAGGCGGCGGCGCACCAUAACCGGCAGAGCGCGGCGGAGGAUUCCAUGUCAGACAGCUUCCAGACGCACGACUCGGACAUCGACAACGCCUCCGGCAUGCAGCAGCAGCAGCAGCAGCAGCAGAGCUUCUUCGGUGACAUGGUGCAGGGGCAGGCCAUGAACAUGAGGAACAACGGCAUUGGCACCGUGACGGUGAAGGAGGACAACGACUGGUUCACCGACCUGAAUCUGGACGACCUGCAGGCGUCCUACAACAUGGCCCAUAUGGUGAAUCCGAACCCGGUGGUCCAGACGGUGAACCUGGUGGCUGGGCAAGGCCAUGGCUACUUGCAGUCCAUGAGCUCGCCGUCGAUGAAGAUGUGGCAGACAAUCCUGCCACCGUUCUGAGAGAGUUGUUGAGAUGGAAGGGGAAGAGAUGCUCUUGUAAAUAAGGGGGCAUAGGAGUGGUUAGACUGGACUAGAAACAGCAAGUUUGAAAUUUGGAGGGUAUGAAUUCUGCAACUGUUGCUGUAGGCUUGUAACGUUUAGUAUUCAUUUGUUAGAUUGUUACAUGUGUUUGGUAAUAUACCAAAAAAAAAUCUGGAUCUCCCUUUGCGCUACUUGGUACAAAAUUACAGUUCU
Sorghum bicolor (sorghum) is the source of this 1343-nucleotide messenger RNA. Its product is annotated as NAC domain-containing protein 68. The transcript is spliced from 3 exons. Bases 159 to 1109 code for a protein of 316 amino acids. NCBI's taxonomy places the organism in Eukaryota, Viridiplantae, Streptophyta, Magnoliopsida, Poales, Poaceae. The record is from RefSeq and is a predicted model, not a curated record. Gene Ontology annotation, molecular function: DNA binding. Gene Ontology annotation, biological process: regulation of DNA-templated transcription.